Geodia barretti is the source of this 1740-nucleotide messenger RNA. The record is from the annotation of a GenBank genome assembly. NCBI's taxonomy places the organism in Eukaryota, Metazoa, Porifera, Demospongiae, Tetractinellida, Geodiidae.
CUGGCCGACGCCGGAAUCGAGACCCCCAUCGACGAGGUCGAGGCACUGGUGCAGGGCGUCGCCGCGGCAGCGGUGCUGGAUCGGCACUGGCUGCGCUUGAUCCACCCCGACGCCGAGACCAACGGCGCGCUGGCCGAGCGGCUCGAGGCGCUCAGGCAGGCGCACGCCGAGGCGCCGGAUGGGAUCGACGCCCCGCAGAUAGCGGACCGCCUCGCGGCGCUCCGGGCUGAGCUCGCGCGGCGGGGGCUCGACGGCUUCGUGGUGCCGCUCAGCGACGAGCACCAGGGCGAGUACGUGGCGCGGCGCGCGCAGCGCCUGGCCUGGCUCACCGGCUUCACGGGCUCGGCCGGCAUGGCGAUCGUGCUGGCCGAGCGGGCGGCGCUCUUCGUCGACGGGCGCUAUACCCUGCAGGCGGCGGCGCAGGUGGACGGCGCCCUUUACGAGCAUCGCCACAUCACCGACGAGCCCGCCGACGCGUGGCUGCGGAGCCACCUUUCGGCGGAUGCCGCGCUCGGCUACGACCCCAGGCUGCACAGCGCGCACGGCCGCGACCGGCUGGCGGCGCCGUGCCAGGCCGUUGGCGCGCGCCUCGUCGCGUGCGAGGACAAUCCCAUCGACGCGGUGUGGGACGACCAGCCGCCGCCGCCGCUUGGCCCCAUCGGCCCCCACCCGGUGCGCUUCGCAGGCGUCGAAACUGGCGAGAAGCGGCAAACAAUCGCCGCCCGGCUCGCAGAGAAGGGUGCCGCCGCCGCGGUGCUGAGCGCGCCCGAUUCGAUCGCCUGGCUGCUCAACGUGCGGGGCGCCGACGUCGCCAACAGCCCCCUCCCCCAUUCCUUCGCCAUCGUUCAUGGCGAGGGCGAUGUCGACUGGUUCGUGGAUCGCCGCAAGCUCCUGCCCGAAGUCCCGGCUCAUCUUGGCAAUGCCGUCAAGGUGCAGGCGCCAGACUCGAUGGCAGACGUGCUCGAUGGGCUUGCGGAGGCAGGCACGGCAGUGCUGAUCGACGAGGCGGCGACGCCGGUCUGGAUGGUGGAUCGCCUGACGGAGGGCGGCGCCCAGGUAAUUCGCGGCACCGAUCCCUGUGCGCUGCCCAAGGCGUGCAAGAACGAGGUCGAGCUUGCCGGCAUCCGUGCCGCCCAUCGCCGGGACGGUGCGGCGCUGACCCGCUUCCUGGCCUGGCUCGCGGCUGCCCCGCCCGGCUCCGUCACCGAGCUGGAUGCCGUCGGCCCCUUCGACACCAUUUCGGGCGCCGGCCCCAACGGUGCCAUCGUCCACUACCGGGUGACGGCGGAGACGAACCGCGCGCUGGAGCCGGGCACGCUCUACCUCGUCGACUCCGGCGGGCAGUACUUGGACGGCACCACCGACGUGACCCGCACGGUCGCGAUCGGCGCGCCCGAGCCGGAGCAUCGGGACCGCUUCACCCGCUUGGACACGCUUGCCCGUCAGUUCCUGUGGCAGGCGGGCCUCGACUACGAUCACGGCACCGGGCACGGCGUGGGCCAUUACCUGAACGUGCACGAAGGCCCGCAGCGCAUCUCGCGCCUGGGCUCGGGCGCGGCGCUCGCGCCCGGCAUGGUCGUCUCCAACGAGCCCGGCUACUACAAGACCGGCGCCUACGGCAUCCGCAUCGAGAAUCUGGUGGCGGUGACCGAAGCCGAUGGGGCCGAUAGCGGCUUCCUCGGCUUCGAGACGCUCACGCUCGCCCCCAUCGACAGGGCGCUCAUCGAGCCCGCAUGCUGA